Ochotona curzoniae (black-lipped pika) is the source of this 1733-nucleotide messenger RNA. RefSeq names its product oncostatin M (gene OSM). Bases 68 to 793 code for a protein of 241 amino acids. The transcript is spliced from 3 exons. Gene Ontology annotation, cellular component: extracellular region. Lineage: Eukaryota; Metazoa; Chordata; Mammalia; Lagomorpha; Ochotonidae. Gene Ontology annotation, molecular function: cytokine activity; oncostatin-M receptor binding. The record is from RefSeq and is a predicted model, not a curated record. Gene Ontology annotation, biological process: immune response; oncostatin-M-mediated signaling pathway.
CCGCAGGGUUCCCUAGUCGGGAGGCGUCCCCCACAGCAGGCACGGGGCCAGAGCGCGGGCACCCAGCAUGCGGGCACCACUCCCAUGGAGGUCGCUGUUCAGUGUGGGCCUUGGACUCCUGUUGCUGAUCACCACGGUCAGGUGCACCUGCUUGUCCUCAUACUCCCAGCUCCUCAGCCAGCUGCAGAACCAGGCAACAUAUCUACAGAACCCUGAGAACCUCCUGAAGCCUUAUGUCAUUUCCCGAGGCCUGGGGGAGCCCCCACUGAACGAGUCCUGCAAAGAGCAUCUUGAAGGUCCUGGAGCAUUCCCAAGCGAGGAAGCCCUAAGCACGCUGAGCAGGCGGGGCUUGCUGAUGACUGUGAGUGCCACUUCGGACCGGGUCCUGUCCAGACUGGAGGCCUGGAAGAACCGAUUUUCUCUGCCUGAGCAACUGCAGACCGCCAUCUUGUAUCUGAAGGGGCUCAAGAAUAACCUUUCCUGCAUGAUCGGGCUGCUCAAGGCUUCCGAGCCCACCCAGGCCAGCCCCAGAACCCUACCACCACCGUCACUGCCUUCCCCCACCCAGGGCAUCUUCCAAGACAGGUUGGAUGGGUGCAGGUUCCUGCGCGGCUACCAGCGCUUCAUGCACUCCGUACACCAGGUCCUCAGCCAGUGGGGGGACAGCCGGAGCCGGAGACAGAGCUCCAGCCACCAGGGUCAGGGUAAACAAGCCCAUGGAUCCAGAAUCAGACCCUCUGUUGGCCGGGUCAGGACAGCCAGACCCAGGGCACAGCUGCGCAGCCAAUCCUAGCCCAGGCAGAUGCAUUUCCAGGGAUGCAAGUCCUCGCCUUUCGGGGAAGUGCACUUUGAAGGGUGGGCACCCAGGAGGCCUCUUUGUACCUCCUCCAGGCUGGUGCACAGAGUCAGGCCAUGGCACCUCCCCCUUCCCUCAAUCCCCAGCCCCGAGUUCUCCUAGGCACAGUGUGGGGUGACCGGGUCGGGCCACGCGGGGCCGACUUUCCAUUGAUUCAGGGGUCUGAUGACACAGGCUGAGUCAUGGCUUGGCUGACUGUGCCCCCUGGUUGGCUGUCGGAGGCCAGCCGGCCCAGCCCUCUCAUGACCUGCUGGCCUGAUGGCUCCUAGACUUCCUCCUUCCUGCCCCCUGCCAUCCCCCACUGGCCAGCCCUGGCAGCUUGGUUUCCAGGAGGAGGUUAGGGUCUGAGCCGGCCUCCUAUGCCUGAUUACGUCUCAGGUCAGACCCCUGCCACGGCUGCAUGACCUCAUUAUAAGGCAGCUGGUUCAGGGUGAGGGGUUCCAGCUUCUGGCCCCUAACCCUAACUCUGGGUAACCCCCAAGCAAGGCCAUUUUCUUUCUCUGGGCUCUUAGCAAAACCAGUGGCGGCAUGCAGAGCCCGUGCAAGGCCCUCCUCUGCCUGUCAGUGGCUGGGACUUCCAGACCCAGGGUGGAAAACCAACGCUGGGCAAACCUGAACAUGCAUGCCAAUGACCAUGGGGUGAGAGGCCAAGAAGCAGCUGGUGCUCCCCCUGGCGGCACAUCAUGGGAUUUUCUCAUGCUGAACCCACUCCCUCUUGAUUUGGGGGGUGAAGGAGCGGGUCCCAGAAGCUGACUCUUGGAGUGAUGUGACUAAUUUAUUGAUUUUUUUAUAUCAGUUUUUAAUCAAUUUUAUAUUUAUAUGGCUAUUUAUGAUGCAUAUUUAAUGUUAAUAUUGUGCUAACAUAUAUUUAAAACGU